Messenger RNA from Rhipicephalus sanguineus (brown dog tick), 600 nucleotides. RefSeq names its product chloride intracellular channel exc-4-like. NCBI's taxonomy places the organism in Eukaryota, Metazoa, Arthropoda, Arachnida, Ixodida, Ixodidae. Gene Ontology annotation, biological process: chloride transport. Gene Ontology annotation, molecular function: chloride channel activity. The record is from RefSeq and is a predicted model, not a curated record. Bases 166 to 585 code for a protein of 139 amino acids. The transcript has 3 exons. Gene Ontology annotation, cellular component: cytoplasm; apical plasma membrane.
CUCUCGCGUAUGCGUGUGUGCGUCUGUCUACCGCGCCUGACGGACGGCGGAGUGUGUGCGGCGGCGGAUUUUGCGUCUCUGCGGUGCUUACUUGUGGUGCUACUCCCUUUUUUCUUGCUUCCACCUUUGGGAUAACGCCGAUCGUCGCCUGGACGUGCCUUCAAGAUGUCGGACGACCACAACAAUCACGACGAGUGCAACGAAAUCCAGGACAUACCGGAGAUCGAGCUCAUCAUCAAGGCUUCCACAAUUGAUGGGCGGCGGAAAGGGGCCUGCCUCUUCUGCCAGGAGUACUUCAUGGACUUGUACCUGUUGGCUGAGCUCAAGACCAUCUCCCUCAAGGUGACAACCGUGGACAUGUUGAAGCCUCCGCCAGAUUUCCGCUCCAACUUUGACUCUACGCCGCCGCCGAUCCUGAUUGAUGGGGGCGAGGCGGUGCUCGAGAAUGAGAAGAUUGAGCGCUACAUCAUGAAGAACAUCCCCGGUGGGCACAACCUGUUUGUGCAGGACAAGGACACGGCCACCGUCAUCGAGAACCUGUACAGCGUGAGUAACAUUGUGGCCAGUGCUAGAAACUUCUCAUAAUUCACGAGUGUUAAC